AAGGCCAAAAGUGGCUCGACGGGAAGCGUGCUUGUUUUGGUUCCGAAAAACACUGAGAGUGAUUGACAACUGAGCUCAUUCACGACGCUUUUGAUUGGUUCACAUGUCACGAAAUGGGGGUGGCCUCUCUAUGAAGCGAAUUUGUAAACAUAAGCUGUUCCGUUUAGUAAACGUCGACCCUUUGCAGAAUAUAAUUAUACAAAAUGCAUUUUGUUUAAACAAGAAAGACAACAAAAGAGAAUAAUGUGUACAGGAAUGGCAGUGGUAUAGAAUGAAAAUCAUGUUCUAGUUAGCAAUCGUAAAGUAUAUUUCAACCCCCAUGUUUGACUAAUUAUGCCUAAAAUCCAAUUGACAAAUAGAACCUUACCAUGACGUCAUCACUUUAUGUGUACGUACACAGUUCUUCUUCCAUAAUUUUCCUGGACACGGAGUACCCCUUCACAUAAACCCCCGUUGUUUUGACUGGUGCGUUUGAUUAUUCAAAAUGGGGGCUUUAAAUAGUCGAAGAGAGGCCAGGGUGGAAGAGGUGGACAUGCCGACUAAUAAUGCCUACAAAUACCCACCAAAAGUUGGUAACUACUUUGGUAGUCAUUUCAUCAUGGGAGGGGAACGCUUUGAUGUAAUGCAACCAGAAGCAUAUCUGUUUGGAGAAAGUACUGAUUUGAACUUUCUCGGAAGUAAACCUAUACCAUUUCCCUAUCCUGCUCCUCAACCAGGAGAGCCAACAAAGACCCUUCGCAGCUUGGUCAACAUAAGAAAAGAUUCCUUGAGAUUGAUAAGAGUGACUGAGGAUGGUGUGGAAGCCUCCGAGAAAGGCUCUAUAGGUGGUUCAUCAGCCCCCAGUUUAGCUGAAGGGAGUGAUGGAAGAAAAGAAGACAGCACAAACAGUGAGGAGUGUGCUGGCAGUCCAAAAUAUAACAUUGAGUUCACUUUUGAUUCUGAUGUGAAAUGUGCAGUUACAGUCUAUCAUUUUGCCACUGAGGAAAUCACUAAUGGACAGGCUGUAUACUAUCCCAGGGAUCCUAGUAUGAACUCUGAAACCUUCCACUAUAAACGUGGUGCCAACCAAGUCUUCAGUCAAUCCACACACAUUAUACAGCCCAGUGCAUUCCCAGAGGAGGAUUGGCAGUAUGUCCCAGAGAAGGAUAUCAUACCUAUUGUUAUACACUGUGUGGUUGAAGAUGAAGAUCACAUUGGUCAUGCCCAUGUCACAUUUGCUGUGCUUGAGAAGACGUGUGAUGGUUAUGUCAUCAAGACUCUGAAACAGAAACAAAUGGUGGACGGAUUGUGCUAUCUGCUUCAGGAAAUCUAUGGCAUUGAGAACAAAACAACUCGCUCAAAGCUUGAGACUGAAGAGGAAGACUGGGAGGACAACGGGUCUGAGUGUGUCAUUUGUAUGUCUGACAUGAGGGACACCCUGAUCCUGCCCUGUCGUCAUUUGUGUCUGUGUAAUAAUUGUGCUGAUUCUCUGCGCUACCAAGCCAAUAACUGUCCCAUUUGCAGGGCUCCUUUCCGAGCCUUGCUGCAAAUAAGAGCAUUAAGGAAGAAACAUUCCGGUUGUCAUGCACAGAGCCAGGAAUCGGAGGAAUUCCCUGUGAGCCAAGAAGGUGUUCCCCCUGGUUAUGAGGCCAUCAAUUUAUUAGAAGCUCUUAAUGGCCCCUUGAAUGGCCCCAUUGUAUCUACAGAAGAGCCUGGGAGCACCAUGGGAGCCACAGCAGGUAAACUGUGUUAGCUGGGGCACAACUAGAGCAGUCUAUGCAUUCCAUACUAAUGUGAUUGUGUUUGCUGGGCUCACUUCUAAUGGCACAACUAAAGCAUUCCUACAGCAUCGGGCUUAUUG
Lingula anatina is the source of this 1840-nucleotide messenger RNA. Its product is annotated as E3 ubiquitin-protein ligase MGRN1. Gene Ontology annotation, molecular function: ubiquitin protein ligase activity. Gene Ontology annotation, cellular component: cytoplasm. The record is from RefSeq and is a predicted model, not a curated record. NCBI's taxonomy places the organism in Eukaryota, Metazoa, Brachiopoda, Lingulata, Lingulida, Lingulidae. Gene Ontology annotation, biological process: protein ubiquitination.